AUGGCUGGCUUCACUCUUGGGCACCUAGCUCAAGGCAGGGAUACUUGCCGCAAUGAAAGUGUUGAUGACACUAUCAGCUCUGCGUCCUCGCGUCGUAUCUUUUCUCGAAGCGGAAGCGAGUCUGGGAGAAGUCAAGAAAGGCUGAAUACUCAGCCGCAUCCACCUUACGACGAUGAGGAGGCAAUCACAUUUGCCAUCUCGAGGUAUCCAGAUUUUUCCAGAGGACAAGACGACGACAUGUCUAACACCAUGUCAAACACUACGAAAAAGAAGACCGACACUACCGGCCUGGAUAUAUCGGAGACGAAGAAGCAAUAUAAUCUUUCUUCGGUAUCCGGGUUCUCCAGUAUUGAGCCUCAUGAUGCCGUGGGGUCUGACCAGUCAUUGGAAGUCUUGAGUCAAGGCGCGGGCGCAUCUGCGGACGACGACACUGUGGAAUACCCCGGCCCGCUUGCUCUUGCCUCGAUCAUCCUGGGCAUCUGCCUCUCUAUAUUCAGCGUCUCCUUGGACAGGACCAUCAUAACCACGGCCACUCCUGCCAUCAGUGCUCGCUUCCAAUCGUACGACGACAUCGGCUGGUAUGGCAGCGCGUAUUUACUCACCGCGUCUGCCUUUCAGCCUCUCUACGGCAGGAUCUACACCUCUUUUGAGACCAAGUCCUCCUUUUUGGUUGCUCUGGCCAUCUUCGGCGUCGGGAGCCUAGUGGCUGCUUUGUCUCCGUCGUCUGACACCUUGAUCGUCGGCCGUGCAAUUCAAGGUCUAGGAAGUGCUGGACUGCUGACUGGUGCCUUUGUCAUCGGGACGCAUUCAGUGAAAUUGGAAAGUCGACCGGUCCUCUUUGCCGGCGUGGGCAUCCUUUACGGCGUUGGUGCGAUCUGUGGUCCACUGCUGGGAGGCGCAUUUACCGAUAGCAUUGGCUGGCGUUGGUGCUUCUGGAUCAAUCUUCCCAUUGGAGCGGUGACAUUUUUCACCGUUUUUUUCUGCUUUAAACGUCAAACUCUCAAGGCUGAAUCUAGCCGUCCUCCAUUCAAGCAACGAGUGAUGGAGCUCGACAUCAUCGGCAACAUCAUCCUGCUAGGUGCCACCACGAUGCUCUUCUUGGCUCAGCAGUUCUCCAUACAGCCACCAUACUCCUGGUCCAGUGCGCGCUGCAUCGGCUUGCUCUGCGGAUUUGGUGCGACGACCUUGAUAUUUAUGGCCUGGAUCAUCUGGCGGGGCGAUGCUGCUUUAAUCCCUCUUCGCAUCGUACUCAAGAGAUCGGUAGCUGCCGGUUGUGGUGUGGCUUUCUUCAUCUAUGGUGCUAUCCUCAUCCACUCUUACUAUCUGCCCAUCUGGUUCCAAGCCGUCAAGGGUGCGUCAGCCAUUCAAUCCGGUAUCGAUAUGAUCCCAUACUUGGUGGCAAAUGCCUUUUUUUCCCUGCUGGCCGGGAUUUUCGUUUCCAAGACCGGGCUGUUUGCUUCUCCUGCUAUUGUAGGCUGCGCAAUUGGCACCGUCGGCGCAGGUCUGCUGACAACGAUCAGUCAAUCCACGUCUGUUUCGUGCUGGGUGGGCUAUGAAUUCCUUAUUUCGGUUGGCCUGGGGAUGGCCAUUCAGCAAGGAUUCAGUGCUGUACAGGCCACAUUGCGUCUUGAGGACGUCCCAAUCGGUACCGCCGCAGUUAUCGCAUCUCAAUCCUUGGGUGGUGCUAUCUUCGUCUCCGUGGGAAACACUGUGCUGCAAGGUGACUUGUUGAGCGAGAAAAACCAGCAAACAAUUCCAGGUGUCGACAUUCGCGCCGUUGUUGAGCAGGGGGCAACGCAAUUUCGCAAACUGGUCCCUGCUGAAGACUUGCCCGUAUUCAUCAAUUUAUACAACAACUCGCUGCAAUCUGUGUUCAUUGCAGCCACUGCUUUGUGCGGCAUGGCUUUUCUUUGCAGCCUAUGCUACGAAUUCAAAAGACUCAAUGGAAAGCAAAAGAGGCGGCAAGAGGCGACAGAAAAAGACCGCGAGCACGAAGAGGGUUCAAAUCUAGCUCAGGCCGACCUGGAGCAGUAA
Cladophialophora psammophila CBS 110553 is the source of this 2034-nucleotide messenger RNA. RefSeq lists its product as uncharacterized. The record is from RefSeq and is a predicted model, not a curated record. Bases 1 to 2034 code for a protein of 677 amino acids. Lineage: Eukaryota; Fungi; Ascomycota; Eurotiomycetes; Chaetothyriales; Herpotrichiellaceae. Gene Ontology annotation, molecular function: transmembrane transporter activity. The transcript is spliced from 3 exons. Gene Ontology annotation, biological process: transmembrane transport.